Molecule: messenger RNA, 2556 nt
Organism: Folsomia candida
Lineage: Eukaryota; Metazoa; Arthropoda; Collembola; Entomobryomorpha; Isotomidae
Exons: 5
Coding region: 507-2348 (613 amino acids)
Source: RefSeq, a predicted model, not a curated record
CCCGAUUUAGUCUGCUGCCUCCAGUAGCACCUUGAAUGACCGGUUAUCAUUGAUAAUCCCAAUGAAAUUUGAGACUCUUUAAAAAAAUGAAACUGAUUUUUGAACUAAUAAUAAGGCUUUUUUAAAGGGAGACGUGGAGGCAAACGUAAAUAGGGCAGCGAAUAUAGAGUCAGUUUCAUAUUCAAAAUGUGUGUGUAAGUUACACAGUGUAACACUUUCACGAAGAGAAGGAAAGUUGUUGCGUAACAAAAACAUAGAUUUUGUUUGUAUACCUGUGCCAUAUGUUGACAGAAUUGUCCUAAAUACGGAAAUAAGUGUAUUUUGAUAAGUGGGAUUAAGUAUCUUGGAAGGGGCGAGUUUUACAGUUCAUGGUUGGCGAUGUGAUCUCGAUUAAAGGAAUGAAUAAGGAUCAUAAUAUUAGAUCAAGUAAAUGGUGAGGACUGGUCGAGAUUCGAGAUGAGAUGAUGAUACCCCAUUAAGAACGACAAAAUCUAAUUGGAAUCUUCAUGCAGAACACAAGGCACACACCGGGACCUGGUAAUAAUGUCGUCGUCCUUGGAACGACGUCAAAAACUAGCAGAGGAAAGAAUAAGCGAUCUUCGUUAAUUGCUCCACAACAAGAUUCAAGUUCAAGUGAUACUGGUGGUGGUAGUGGGAGGAGGAGGAAGAGUGUUCCGAGCGAAUGGGAGCAUAAUAUUGGGUGCAACAUUCGUGUCGAUGCACGACAUCAUCAAAAAUUGGACAUCACAAUGCCUGAAAUUCAUCACGCCAACUCUUCCUCGAUGCCAGUUCCUCUCAACACCAUUAUGAAGGGUUGGGAUAAUGUUCCGAAGUUGUAUCAGUACAAGCCUUCCCAAUUGCAGGUUGUAUAUCAUCGAAGGACGGGUGAGAACGAGGUAGGCGACCCUGUUCCGCCUGAACCCACAAAACCACCGCCUGAAUGCAGAUGUGAUCCUAUGCAAUUAAAGGCAUUAGGAUUGCAACCCCGUGUAUCAUCUUCGCCAUCAUCGUACAUGGAUUCCCCUAGUACUUCAUCGUUACCAUACAAUGAUAUUCCAUUUCAAGACUUUGAUCCGAUCCCAAACGGUACUGAAGACCAUCUUUACGAGAUGCCUGAACCAGUCAUCCCUGAGGACUACAUCCAUUAUUUCACCGAUACGUCAGAAUCAGUUCAAGACGAUCCGUGGUAUAUAUCUUCCAGAAACGAAAUGCAGCAGCAAGAGCAGCUUAUCGCCGACGCACGUUCAACGCAUUCAAUGCUUACAAGAACUGUCGAAAGCCAAACAGAAACUAAUCCUACGAAUAUUUCUUGUCAGACAGAAAUCUAUGGUAAGCCAGCCCAAUGUCAGACAGAUAAAGACUCAUCUCGAAACCAAACUAUGUCCUCCUCCGGCAGCAGAAAGUCCACUUUCACCACGUCCAGUAGCCAAACUCAUAAUAUGCCUUCUGGUGCCAUGAUAAUGAAAGAAAGUGAUAUAAACCAUCGGCAGCCAAAGUAUCAAACUACUACUGCUACUAGUCAAACUGAACCAUUGAAAUUGAUAUCUAGUCAGUCAAUUAGUAUUUCGACCCAAAUCUACCAAGAUGAUUUCGAAAGUGAAGAAAUACAAAAUAAAACAACCAGCAUUACUAACAAGAGUAUUAUUAACCAGUGCACAGGAACAGAAACAAUUAACUUUAAGGAAGUCUCAGUUCAAGUAGACCAAGUUCUGGAACGGGUAGUGCUUGAAGAUUGUGGUAGUCAAACGGAAAUUGACAUUGAAACUCCAAAGAUUUGCCUUGAAUGUGAUUUUAAGCAGCUUCAAAUGGAAGAACUUGAAGAAAACAUGGCCGAACUGCAGGAACGCUUUAAAACUAUGGAAAAGAACCAAAAAGAAAAGGAACUAUUAGUUCAAGAUAAAACUCAAUGGAAAGAUUCAAGUACAAAUACUGACGAAGAGAUAAUAGCGUCAUUACCAACACCUAUUCCAGAAGAAGACGAAACCUUAUCAAACCUUAAAGUUGAUGAUCAUAAUGAUACCAAAUAUCUUAAACUAGAACAAGAAAAUGAACAACUCAAGCUUACAAUUGAAACACUGAAAAUAAAACUGAAUACGUUUCAUAACGGUUUUAAAAGUUUGCGCACGGCAAUUGACAAACCAAUUGUCGUUGAUAACACCAACGUAACAGAAGAAACUAUACAAGAAGUCUUGAACAAGGCAGAGGAUUUUAUUACAAAUUGUUCAAACUCUCAAUCCCGUGCUAAAAAAAUAAAUGACCAUCUCACCGUUUUAAAUACUUGCGUCUCCGUUGCAAACGGAGUUUUGAACGAAACUCCGACCACUAUUGCCUCUACUAAGCCAUAUUAAUACAUAUACUAAUAAUAGAGUGACGUUUCUUUCAACCAGUCUGCCGUCACCGCAACGGCACGCAACUUUUCGUAUUCAUCUUUAUAUUCCUCGUCACUAUCUUCAAAGUGCCUUCUUUUCAGUACUGGCUUCUUCUGUUUCUUUGGAGAACCUUCAGAACCCUGCAUAAUGUCUUGUGAAGAGAUCCUUUUCAGAGAUGAACUGAGCA